Molecule: messenger RNA, 3381 nt
Organism: Spathaspora passalidarum NRRL Y-27907
Lineage: Eukaryota; Fungi; Ascomycota; Pichiomycetes; Serinales; Debaryomycetaceae
Gene: ENA1.1
Exons: 3
Coding region: 1-3192 (1063 amino acids)
Biological process (GO): intracellular calcium ion homeostasis; calcium ion transmembrane transport
Cellular component (GO): plasma membrane
Molecular function (GO): ATP hydrolysis activity; P-type calcium transporter activity; ATP binding
Source: RefSeq, a predicted model, not a curated record
AUGAACAUGUUGCAAGUUAAAAUAAAGUCUUCUGUUCAGAACUCAGCUCCCUUAAAAAAUGAUCAAGCAAUUAGUCAAGGCCAUGAAGUUCAAGGCAGUGAAAAACCGCCGGGUUUAAGCAACAAAGUUUAUGUUGAUAAUGAAAAAGUCCCUGAUGAACCAUUCCGUCUUACUGUCGAACAAACUGCUGAGGUAUUUCAUACAGAUUUACUGACUGGGUUGACUGAACAGCAAGUCAAACAUAAUUUGCAACAUUAUGGGUUAAAUAACUUGGGUUCAGAAGAUAAAAUUUCAAUUGCUACUAUUUUUGCACACCAAGUGUUUAAUGCUAUGGUGAUUGUUCUUAUUAUCUCCUUGGUUAUUGCUCUUGCUAUUAAGGAUUAUAUCUCUGGUGGUGUUAUUGGAUUUGUUGUGUUUGUAAACAUCUUUGUUGGUUUUAUUCAAGAAUACAAAGCUGAGAAAACCAUGGGUUCUUUGAGAUCGUUAAGUUCACCCCUGGCUCGAGUUUUGCGUGAUGGAGUUGAAUCAAAUAUUAAUGCUGAAGAAGUCGUACCUGGUGAUAUCGUUAUUAUUAAGGUUGGUGAUACUAUUCCGGCGGAUUUGAGAUUAAUUGAUUGUAUGAAUUUGGAAACCGAUGAAGCGUUACUAACGGGUGAAUCUCUCCCGGUGGUUAAAGAUCAUCAAGCGAUUUAUCUUGAAUCAGUCCCUGUUGGUGACAGAUUGAAUAUGGCUUUUAGUUCGUCCGUAGUUGCGAAGGGUAGAGCUCGAGGUAUUGUCGUAUCUACCGGAUUACUUACUCAAAUUGGAAAGAUUGCUGAUUCAUUAAAGAAUAAUGACCAUACAAUAGUUAGAGUUACCACUCCUUCCUUGAAAAAUUACACUAUCGCUGCUUUGAAAACAACUAAGAAUAUCAUUCAAAAUGUUUUGGGAACGAAUAUUGGAACACCAUUGCAAAGGAAAUUGUCUUGGUUGGCCAUAUUCCUAUUUUGGGUGGCUGUGGUAUUUGCAAUUGUAGUUAUGGCUACGCAAAAAAUGCAUGUUAACAAAAAUGUUGCAAUUUAUGCCAUUUGCGUUGCUCUUUCUAUGAUUCCUUCUUCGUUAGUUGUAGUCUUGACUAUUACUAUGGCUAUUGGUGCUCAAGUUAUGGUUUCCAAGCAUGUAAUCGUCCGUAAGUUAGAUUCUUUGGAAGCAUUAGGUGGUGUUGAUGAUAUAUGCUCGGAUAAAACUGGAACUUUAACUUUAGGUAAAAUGAUUGCCAAGAAAGUUUGGAUCCCCAGCGUUGGUACUUUAUCGGUGCAAAAUUCCAAUGAGCCAUUCAAUCCUACUGUUGGUGAAGUCGUUUUCUCGGAUCGUUCUCCUAAGUAUAUCAAAGAAAUUGACGAAGAAGUUGAUUUCACCGACCAUUUACCCAACAAUGAAUUCUUGAGCAAUUGGCUAAUGUGUGCUACUUUAGCCAAUAUCGCUAGUGUAAACCAGGUAGAAGGUGAGUGGCAAGCUCAUGGUGACGCAACUGAAAUCGCCAUUAAUGUUUUAACAACAAGAUUAGGUUGGAUUCGGGAGGACGUUGUAAACCGCAAUGAGUUGGUUCAUUUGACAGAAUUUCCGUUUGAUUCAGCCAUCAAGAGAAUGACCAGUGUUUAUGAAAGCAAUGGAAAGGUGCAAAUUUUCACUAAAGGUGCCGUGGAAAGGAUUUUGAAUAUUUGUACUUGUUGGUAUGUCAAUGGCAAGCUUGUUCCUUUGACUGAAAAAGAUAUUGGACUCAUUGAAGACAAUAUGAAUGUAUUAUCUUCCCAAGGGUUAAGAGUAUUAGCAUUUGCGCAAAGAUUUCCUGAUUCGAUUGAUACUUCAGACCGAGAGACUAUUGAAUGCAAUUUAACUUUCUUAGGCUUGAUUGGUAUUUAUGACCCACCGAGACCAGAAUCAGCCAAAUCAGUUCAAUUAUGUCACAAGGCAGGUAUAAAUGUACACAUGCUUACCGGAGAUCACCCAGGUACUGCCAAGGCUAUUGCUCAAGAAGUUGGUAUUUUGCCACAUAAUUUGUAUCAUUACUCUCAAGAUGUCGUACAAGCUAUGGUUAUGACUGCAAUGGAGUUUGACAAUUUAACUGAUGAUCAAAUCGAUGCUCUUCCUGUUUUACCCUUGGUUAUUGCCAGAUGUGCGCCCCAAACCAAAGUUAGAAUGAUUGAAGCCCUUCAUAGAAGAGGCAAAUUUGUGGCCAUGACGGGUGACGGAGUUAAUGAUUCUCCAAGUUUGAAAAAAGCUGAUGUGGGUAUAGCUAUGGGGAUGAAUGGUUCUGAUGUUGCCAAAGAUGCCUCGGAUAUCAUUUUGACCGAUGACAAUUUUGCAUCUAUUUUGAAUGCUAUCGAAGAAGGUCGGAGAAUGUCGGCUAAUAUUCAAAAGUUCGUCCUCCAGUUAAUGGCUGAAAAUGUAGCUCAAGCCUUGUAUUUAAUGGUUGGAUUGGUAUUUAUUGAUUCUGAUGGAUUUUCUGUAUUUCCCUUGGCUCCAGUUGAAGUGUUGUGGAUUAUUGUCGUUACCUCUUGUUUCCCGGCCAUGGGGUUAGGACAAGAAAAGGCACAAGAAGAUAUUUUGGAAUUACCACCAAACAACCAGAUUUUCACCAAGGAAGUUAUUUUGGAUAUGUUUGUGUAUGGAACGUGGAUGGCUGCCUGUUGUCUAGCAAUAUUUGCAAUCAUUGUCUUUGGUAAAGGUGAUGGUGAUCUUGGACAUAAUUGUAAUACUGGUUCCAAGAAUUGUUCACUAGUAUUCCAAGGCCGUUCCGGGGCAUUUGCUGCUUUUACGUGGUGUGCUUUGCUCUUAGCUUGGGAAUGUAUCCACAUGCGUCGUUCCUUCUUCCGGAUGCGUCCUGAAUCUGAUUUGUCAUGGUAUAAACAACUUUGGGUUGAUAUUUGGGGAAACCGGUUCUUGUUUUGGUCAAUCAUGGGUGGGUUUGUUUCCGUAUUUCCCGUAGUUUACAUCCCGGUCAUUAACGACAAAGUAUUUUUACAUGGUCCAAUUACUUGGGAAUGGGGGUUAGCUAUUGGUUUUACAAUUUUAUUCUUGGCUGGUUCGGAAGUUUAUAAAUGGAUCAAGAGAAUCUAUGUCAGGAAUGUUAGGACCAAAGCUACGGUUGCUGAGUUGUCAGUGUUUGAAAAGUACAUUUCCAUGAGUAAGAGUAAUACCAUGGAUGUGUAGAUGUUUGUAUUGAAGAUACCUUUGUUUAUUUUGUAUAGUUGUUUCUCUUUAGUUAUUUUGUUUCUCUCUCCUCUAUCAUUGUGUGUUCCUCUAUUUGUUGUUUUAAGUUAUAAUAUACAAUGUUUUCUCUAUAUCGCUUUAACUAUGACUAUUUCCUCUUUUUUUUGCAACCAAAAUCAAUCUAAAUUA